Molecule: messenger RNA, 1470 nt
Organism: Chara braunii
Lineage: Eukaryota; Viridiplantae; Streptophyta; Charophyceae; Charales; Characeae
Source: the annotation of a GenBank genome assembly
AUUUAAAGUCAGGAAUGAUCGUGGAGACGGAGACCAUGCUCCGGGGGAGCAAGUCGUCGUGGAAGCUGGAAACACUGUGUGUGGAGAAACUGUUUCAUCGGUUGAAGGAUGAGGAGAACCUCAUAAUCGCAAAGGUUGUGCAUGAUGAUUGUGGCGCGGUUGAUGUCAUAUUGCAGCGAAUGAACAUUGACUCGCAAAAGUGUAUGUGGCAUAAGGCGAAGACUUUUGUCAAACGCUUGCGAGAGGCUAUGCGCGGCACGAAGACUGUCAAACCAGCUGUGGUCGGGGCUUGCGAGCAUGUGCACGAGGUGAAGUGUUUCACAAUGAAGGAGCUCGAACUUUGGCUCGAAACGAAAUGUGUCCGCGUGGCAGGGGUGUCCAUGAAAAAAAAGGAUGAACUCGUUGAGAUUGUUUGGGGUGUGCUCUUCCUCGACGAACCAGGGAAGGCGUUGCCAGAUGAUGUCGUCGAGAUCGAUGCGUUGCAAACACUGCAUUGCAAUGCGGCGGAGGAGGUGAAGGAGUGGUUGUACGGCGCUUGCAGGCUGCGCGAGCGCGCAAGGGAUGACGAUGGCGAUGUGUUGGCCACUCAUAUGCAACACCUCGCCAAUCAUUGGGCCGGGGAUCAUUCCCGUUGCGAUAAGGAGUUGUCCAACCUGUACAAAGCAGCCGGUGGUCUGGACAGAGAGCCAUUGUACGAGGCGGGGGGACGUGUUCAUUUGGCCAUCUCGCGGUGUCUUGAACAGUUCACUUCAAAUAUGAAGAUGGUGUACUACACACAUCUCAGGCGGCGCACUGCUUGUGGUCGCCUGACAACGUCGUGGCGCUUCGACAUUGCAACUGAAGUUUUCGGCAGCCCUCGGGUCGGAGACUGGGCACAUAACAUGUUGCAGCAAUCGGACGUCGACGACCCAGUUAUUGAGCAUUAUGAUGAGGAAGCUGAUUAUGGACUCCCUGAUGCCGUUGAGAGUGCGGUGGAGGGUGUUGUGGCCGAAGGUGACAAUGUUUUCGUAGAGGCGGGAAGCGAAUCCGCUUCAGAUGACGAAAAGUCAUCUUCCGACUCCGACAACGAUUGUGCCGCUCACCGCCUCGACUUUGACGGCGUCGUGCUUUCGCAGGAGGUGUCCGUUGCGCAAGAGUGAUGGUGUCACGUACUACAUCGAUGUCAUUGUCGUCGUGAUAAUCAUGGGAAUUUUAUGUCCUCGAUUUGAACUGGUUGUAAUUUUGAAUUGGUUGUGAGAACUGGUUGUGGGAAUAUAUAUAUUGUCACAGAACUAUUGACUAAGAGCAUGAGCAUGUGAAGUAGAAGAAGAAAUAAGAUGAGCAAAGAAAAGAAAAAUGAAAGGAAAGAGAGGCAAAGAGACAGACAAACCAGAAUGACACUUUGUUUCACAGUAUUAUUAUUUCUUUCAGUCUUUUACAAAAAUUAUUUACACUGAAUCAAAGGAUCAAAAACAAAGACACAUCGAAAUC